This is a messenger RNA of Trichoderma asperellum CBS 433.97, 2118 nucleotides long. RefSeq lists its product as uncharacterized. The record is from RefSeq and is a predicted model, not a curated record. Gene Ontology annotation, molecular function: serine-type endopeptidase activity. Gene Ontology annotation, biological process: proteolysis. NCBI's taxonomy places the organism in Eukaryota, Fungi, Ascomycota, Sordariomycetes, Hypocreales, Hypocreaceae.
AUGGCUCGUCUGUUUGCAGCACCGUCAUCGAGAAACAGCACUUACUUUAGACAAUUUGACUGCGGUGACGUUUUCCAUGGAUUGGUUGUCGAGACUGAAAUCGACAACGUCGACUCCCUAAGAAGAUUUCGAGGUGUGACAAACGUCUGGCCAAUGAAGACUGUGCCCAUGUUGUCCGCCAUGCAGAGAGUAAAGGCCGCCCCCAGACUCAAAUAUCACAACUAUUCGAUGCAUCAGUGGACCGGUGUCGAUCAGCUCCACGCUCAAGGUAUUCGAGGCAAAGGCGCCACUAUUGCCAUUAUCGAUACAGGGGUUGAUUAUACCCACGAGGCGCUCGGUGGGUGCUUUGGCCCGGGUUGCAAAAUCGCCGGAGGUUAUGAUCUCGUUGGUACAAACUGGAACUCACACAAUGAGAAGAAAUUUCCAAGGGAGCCAGAUCAAGAUCCCAUGGACUUUCAUGGCCACGGGACCCAUGUGGCCGGAAUCAUUGCAGCGGAAAAUGAAUGGCUGACUGGCGUUGCUCCUGAUGCUCAAAUUCUUUCAUUCAAAGUUUUUGCCGACAAUCCCUGGGAUACUGACGAAGAUGUACUCAUCCAGGCAUUUUGUGACGCAUAUGGCGCUGGGGCGGACGUCAUUACGGCAAGCAUUGGCAGACCCGAUGGGUUUGCUGAUGAUCCUUGGGCUCUGAUUGCUAGCAGAAUUGCCGAUAAGGGGAUUGUGGUUACCAUUUCGGCAGGAAACGAAGGCAAUACCGGGCCAUUUUACUCAAGCAGUGGCGCCAGCGGGCAUAAUGUCUUAUCUGUGGCCGCCAUUAAUGUAACUGGAAAUCCAAACAUCAGCACUUCUGAUCCCGGCGCAGCACCUAUUCCCGCCCUAUUUACCUCGUGGGGGCCAACGAAUGAGUUGCUGCUCAAACCUGAUAUCGGCGCUCCAGGAUUUGAGAUUGUCAGCACUGUACCAGGCAAUAGCUACGAGUCCAUGAGUGGGACAUCCAUGGCCGCACCAUAUAUCGCCGGCGUUGCGGCAUUAUACAUAUCCAAGCACGGCGGCCGUGAGCUACAUGGCCCGGGGUUUGCAAAGAUGCUAGCAAACCGGGUCAUCUCCAGUGGAAUCAGCAUUGGCUGGGCUGCUGAUGACGCUGAUUUCCGUUUCAGAGCCCCUCCAUUUCAAGUAGGCACUGGCCUUGUCAAUGCUCUCAAAGUCAUCAACCAUGUUACUCAGCUCUCCUUCGAACCGUUUUCUCUGUUAGAUUCCAUACAGUUUCGAUCUAAAUGGAACGUCGACAUAACCAACUCUGGAAACCAAACAGUCACGUAUUCCUUUGAGCUUGAGCCGCAAGCUGGAGUAGAAAUCCUGGAUCCUCAUUACGGCAUUAAAACCGUCUACCAGAUUAAACCUCUGCAGAUUGUGCCACCAGUUGUGCUGCCUAAAGAUAUCAUGAUAGCUUCUGGAGAGACGCGACAGGUCGAAUUCAUUUUCGGUCUGCCAGAGGGCAUAAGUGAUGAUUACCUACCUUUAUACGGCGGCAAAAUCUGGAUCAGGGGCAACAAUGGCGAAGAUCUCUCCAUUCCCUAUGGAGGGGCAGCUUAUGAUACCGAGAAAGCUUUCGAUACUAUGUUUCUGGGAGACCCCUUCAUCACCGAUUGGGGUGCGAAUUGGACUUGGUCUUUCAACCCGGACAGAAACCGAUUCGACUUUAUUGAGCUAUCUGCACGUCUCAAUUACCCAUGCGUCCACCUCCGCUGGGAUAUCUACGAUACAUAUUGGACAGAGAACCGCUGGCAAUAUCCCCCCAUUGUCGGGGAAUUCGGUUAUAUAGGCUCUGCAGCUACGAUGAAAGAUGCUGAUACCUUUUGGUACUAUGACCCAAGUCGUAUGGACAAGGAUGACACAAUUUCAUUUCCGCAGCUGAGAGUUCCCCGUGGCUAUGCCAAACAUUGGUGGUUUGGCAAGCUGGCAAAUGGAAGCCAUAUUGCACCGGGCAAUUAUACGUUGCGCUUCGCCGCCUUGCGACCUUACGGCAACCCCAACAUCUCCGAUCACUGGGAUAUAAUGCAGAUGCCUGUUCAACAUAUCGGAGUGCUGCCACUCAACGGGACAAAUUCCACCUUGCUCUGA